Lepisosteus oculatus (spotted gar) is the source of this 3304-nucleotide messenger RNA. RefSeq names its product poly(ADP-ribose) polymerase family member 9 (gene parp9). Gene Ontology annotation, molecular function: transcription corepressor activity; NAD+ poly-ADP-ribosyltransferase activity; NAD+-protein mono-ADP-ribosyltransferase activity. NCBI's taxonomy places the organism in Eukaryota, Metazoa, Chordata, Actinopteri, Semionotiformes, Lepisosteidae. Gene Ontology annotation, biological process: protein poly-ADP-ribosylation; negative regulation of gene expression; positive regulation of type II interferon-mediated signaling pathway. The record is from RefSeq and is a predicted model, not a curated record. Gene Ontology annotation, cellular component: nucleus; cytoplasm.
GCGACCAUCGGGAUUUGUGUUCCGUUUCAUUUGGUGAAAUUUAGUUUUUUUUAAUCGGGGUCUGCAAAGAAAGUUGGAAAAACAGCAAGUAGAAAAUGGCAAGUCCUUUUCAUGUGCAACGCAGAUUUUAUUUUCGCACCAGCGGGGGAAUUCACUAAUUUUUAGUUUUCAAUGCUUUCCGGUGCAGGAUGAGCUCAGGACUCCAGAGCCGAGCGGACUCUUCGGAGAUCCCGAUCGCCCGGGAGAUCGCGCGGAUGUUGAUCGGCAGUGCCGACCUGGGCGCGGUUGUCCUCAGUAAGUUCGGCUGCAACGCUGCGCUCAACCCCGCGGACCAAGUUUGGUCUUCCCCGAGCUCCUCCAGGCCGGCCCUCGUUCCCGAAAAGAGGUUUUCGGCGAGGCUGGGGAGGGGGUCGAUGCUCUCCGUCUGGAAGGACGACCUGACCGCUCACCGGGUGGAGGCGGUGGUCAACGCCGCCAACGAGGACUUGGAUCACUGUGGCGGCCUCGCCCUUGCUCUCUCUAACGCUGGCGGCCCAGAAAUACAACAUGCGAGCAAUUAUAUAAUCCAGCAAAAUGGGAAAGUAAGGACGGGAGACGCUGUAAUCACACAGGCAGGACAGCUGCCCUGUAAGGCAAUCAUCCAUGCAGUAGGUCCACGCUGCAGUCCUUACCCCAGUCAAACAGAACUUGACAGAGCUGCACCUCUUUUAAAAAAAGCUAUUUGUAGCAUUUUAGAUAUAGUAAAGAGAGAAAAACUGAAGUCUGUGGCCAUCCCUGCCCUGAGCUCUGGCAUAUUUAACUUCCCUCUACCACUGUGUGCAGAAGUCCUUGUGAAAACUCUGAAAGAGUAUCUUGAGGACGAGAUACACCUAGGGGAUGUAGAUGUCCGCCUGGUCAAUAAUGACGAGCCCUCGGUUCGUGCCAUGGAGGGGGCCUGCAGACAAUUCCUGAGGCCAGACAGGUCCUACAGUCAGGCUGUCAGGAGCCCCGCGAAUCCACAGGCCACGGGCUCACUGCAGCUCGGGAGGGUCACUCUGCACAUCAAAAAAGGGAGCAUCGAAAACGAAAAGGCAGGGGUGAUCGUGAAUACAACAUCUGCUUCUCUUGAUUUAAAUAUUGGCGAGAUCUCAAAAGCUAUUCUGGAAAAGGCUGGGAAACAACUUCAACAAGAAGUCAAAAGGCAAAAAUAUUCUGCUUCACCUGGCGAUGUCAUUAGAACCCGUGGAUUUAGGCUUGACUGUGAUUAUGUCUAUCAUGCUGUGUGUGCUGACAAAUAUGAAAACAGAGCCUCAGAGAUUCUUGGACAAGUUGUCAGAAGGUGCUUAGAAAUGGCAACAAAAAAUUACAUGAAAUCCAUCUCAUUUCCUGCUAUUGGUACGGGUAACCUGAUGUUUCCCAAGGAUGAAGUGGCCAGGAUCAUGGUUAAUGAGGCUACAUCUUUUGCACAGAUUCACAAUGGAAAUCCAAUUGAUGUUUAUUUUGUCUUGUUUCCUGCUGAUAAAGCCACUUAUAAGGCAUUUGAUAGAGAAAUGAAAGCAGUCAAAGAAUCAUCUAAACAUUCCAGAUCAUCUCACAGUUCUUUGAAUGACACCUAUGAGGAGAGGCAAGGUGCAACAGCUGCAGGUGAUCGAGGGCCUUCUGUCACUGUCUUUGGUGGAUCUCCUGAAGGAAAGUUGGAGGCAUUGGCAUGGCUGAGCAAGACACUGAUUCCUCGUCCUGAAUGCGUCGUCAGGAACAACCAUAUUUACUACUUUGGCCAGAAGGAACACGAAGACCUCUUGUGUUUUCAGGCAAUUCAUGAGGUGACCAUUCAAGAGACAUUGAGGGAUGGAAAAGCUUCUCUGUGCAUCACGGGGCAGCCUCUGAACGUGCUAGCCGCUAGGCUGGCAGUGGAGAGGCUGUGCUGCAAUGUGCAAGAAGAGUAUGCAGUAUCUGAGGAGAGCGAGAUGCUGCAGGCCCUGGUCCGCUGGCGGUGUGAUGCCAUUCCAGAGCUGGCAGCGCCUGAGCACAACGCUCACAUGGAAAGAGCCUACUUGACAGCCAACAAUGAGAACUUGCCCUACACAGUAAACGGCCAUGAAAUUGAGGUGUCAUUCAAGAUGAUGCAAGUACGAGAUCAUGCUGGAAACAGAUGUGUACUGGAAAGGAAGUGCCAGAUAAAUGUUGACUAUGCACAAGGCUUGAAAGGCUCAAAUACAUUGUUUUAUAAGAAGAAGCCUGAAGAUAUUUCCAGAUCCAAUAAAGCAGUGAAGCUGUUUGAAUCGGCUGGUCUUCAGAUAAUCAAACUUGAAAAAAUUGACAAUCCAAUUCUGGAACAGCAUUUCCAAUUGAAAAUGAAUCAUCUCUCAGACAAAACUCAGACCCUGUACCAGCGGGUUCCUGCACAGUUCUGCGAUCUGGUUUGUAGGGUUGGGUUUCAGAGGCUGUACUCGGAGCCUGAUGACCGGAAGUUUGGAGAUGGCAUCUAUUUCAGCAGCAGGCUUGAGACACUGGCAGACUGGAGGACCUGUUCUGAGCCAGAGCAAUUCAUCUACAUCUUCCAGGCCCAGGUUCUGACUGGGAGACAGACCAGUGGCUCUCCAGGGCUGAUCGUGCCUCCUGCCCGCAGUUCCGACCCCCUGUCUCUCUUCGACAGCGUGACAGGAGGAACCAGCACGCAUGUUGUGUUCAACAGCCAUCAGGCUUACCCUGAAUAUUUAGUCACAUGCAGAAAGAUAAGGGCGACUAGAAUUUGAUCCUGUUGCAGACAGAGAUGCAGCAUGAGGACAGACCUCAAAACAUUUGAGAUCAACCCCUUUUUUCGUACAGUUUAAACCCUUUCAAACAAAAAUAUAAAACAAAUCAGUUGCUGUUAAUACAUAAGGCUGGUCAUCGUCGGUUAAAACCUUUCAGUUAAAACUUAAUUUCUUUACUAAAAUUUUUAUUUUAUGCUUUUAUUAUAAGAAUCACUCUAAAUUCUGAAGCCCAUAGGUGUAUUGACUGGUUAAAGAUAAUUACUUUUUGGAGUUUUUUUAUUUUAUUACAAUAUUCUGCUUCUCUACCUUCUCCAUGUAAUGUAGGUUCGCUUUAUUCUAGAACAUGUUUCACACUGUUUGCCACUUUAAUAAUACACCUAAAGGAAUUAGUUGUUUUUUUUGUUAUUCUGCAUGGUUGACAGAAAUGGGAAAUUCACCUUGAUAUUCCCUGUUUAUUACUUCAAUAUGCCUUUGGGCAAUGCGAUUCAUCGUUAGCUGUAAAUGUAAACGGUAUAUAUGGUAUGUGGAAAAAGCUGCAAUUAAUCAGUAAAACAAUUUAUUAAUACCAA